Penicillium digitatum Pd1 is the source of this 855-nucleotide messenger RNA. RefSeq names its product GPI anchored serine-threonine rich family protein. The record is from RefSeq and is a predicted model, not a curated record. Lineage: Eukaryota; Fungi; Ascomycota; Eurotiomycetes; Eurotiales; Aspergillaceae.
AUGCAUUUCUCCAAAAGUGUUAUUACCCUCACGGCUUCCCUAGUGUCCCUUGGUCUCGCUGCCGACCCUCUAAUCUUCACUUCCUGGCCUCAUGAACCCCUCGAACCUGGCAAGCCGGUUACCCUAACAUGGACCGGCGCUGAUCCUGGUCUGCCCGUAACUAUUUUCCUUCGCCAAGGACCCUCGGGUGACCUCCAAGAUGUCAAGCCCAUCACUACCUCCAGUAAGGGUGACACCUUCACCUGGACUCCUGAUAAUGAUAUCAAACCCGGCAACACAUACGCCUUCCAGAUCACGCAGAAAGAUCAGACCAAUUACACUGCUCUUCUUAAGUCAGCUGGCAAGCCCGCUGCUGAUGUUCCCGCAGCUAAGGAUGCCAAACCUGAAACUGGAACUGCGGCUACUGCGACUACUGGCACCACCACCGGAACCACAACUAGUGUUGGUGCAGCUACUGGUACAAACAUCGGCACCACAACUGGCACUAGUCCUGGUACUGCCACUGUUCCCACCACCGAUACCACAACUGGUAUUACCACCGACACUACCGAAACUACGUCCGCCCCUCACACCCAGAUUAUAGACGGUACAACCGAGACAACCCAAGCAACCCAGACCACAAUGACCAGCACUGCCAGCAAGCCACUCAUCAGCUCUGCUACUAACCCUUCUGGAAGCCCUUCCAGCUCCGCUGCUGCCAGGUCCACUGAUAGCUCGAAAGCUACCGACACUGAGGUCUUCAAUGGCAAGGAAGCAUCCUCCACCGGAAGUAUGCGCACCGGCGCUGCUUCCAUCCCACAAUUCUCCCUCCACUUGGUAAUGGGUAUUACCGGUCUCUUGGCCUACCUAGUCUAA